AUGGAAGAUGAUGAAAUUGUCAUUCUCGCAUCCGAUUCGGACAGUGACACCUACGAAGAAUUAUUUUCAUGUUCUGCCUCCAGCCCCAGGUUCAUUAGGCCAAGUGAAGCAACGAAUGCCAGUGAGAGAAAGUCAGUAACAAAUGCUACUGGCACUUCUUCAAAGUUGUGUCCAUUCAUUUCAAUUUCAACUGAUAAAAAAGAGCAAAUAGAACGGCAGUUAAUUUAUGAGAGAAACAUUGAAUUUCAAACACAAGAUCAGAAUGGAGAUCAUUACUUUGUUGACAGCAGAAAUCACGACACAAACUCAAAGACAGAUGAUUUGUCAACGCAUGGAGGCUAUCAGAAUGGACAUUUGUGUAAAACUGAUGUUCUUUGUGACUUGAAAAAAGUACAUAGUUCACCGAGUGCCAGGAAUGACAUUUUCCUCUCGUAUACUGGUACUAGGGAUGGUAUCUGCAAUGAAGAGGUAAAUGAGUCCAAAAAUGAAAGAAGUUGUCAGAUCACAAACAAUUUAACAAUGAAUCCUAAAGGAAAGGUUGAAGAAAAUGGAACAGAACCUUCAACCUCAUCUACAGUUCUUGGCUUUGUUAAUGAGAAGUUUGGUAGUGUCACUGUCAGUGCUGCAAAGAAUACCUUUGAGGAAUUAUUUGAAGAUGACAUUCAAAUGGCUCUAUCACUUAGUUUACAGAGACUUAUACGGCAAAAACCAAUUUACGCACACACAGUUAGUAUAGAAGUUUGUAAAAAAUUAUAUAUCUUUAUUAAUAUCUGUAAAAUUCCGGAAGUUGAAACUUUACAGGCGAAAGACGUCAAUACUGGUAGUGAUAUAAAAAUUUAG
Molecule: messenger RNA, 840 nt
Organism: Lottia gigantea (owl limpet)
Lineage: Eukaryota; Metazoa; Mollusca; Gastropoda; Lottiidae
Exons: 2
Coding region: 1-840 (279 amino acids)
Source: RefSeq, a predicted model, not a curated record